Etheostoma spectabile (orangethroat darter) is the source of this 2392-nucleotide messenger RNA. RefSeq names its product RNA polymerase II subunit B (gene polr2b). The coding region runs from base 20 to 2353 and encodes 777 amino acids. Gene Ontology annotation, biological process: DNA-templated transcription. The transcript has 17 exons. The record is from RefSeq and is a predicted model, not a curated record. NCBI's taxonomy places the organism in Eukaryota, Metazoa, Chordata, Actinopteri, Perciformes, Percidae. Gene Ontology annotation, molecular function: DNA-directed RNA polymerase activity; DNA binding; ribonucleoside binding.
UACGUGUCCAUAGUCGUUAAUGUGUGGAUGGCCUGAUGCUUUCAGGAUGUUUAAGAACCUGCUGAAGGAGAUCCGGAUCUACGCCCAGAAGUUCAUCGACCGCGGGAAAGACUUCAACCUGGAGCUCGCCAUCAAGACCCGGAUCAUCUCAGACGGGCUGAAGUACUCGCUGGCCACGGGGAACUGGGGCGACGUGAAGAAGGCCCACCAGGCUCGCGCCGGCGUCUCCCAGGUGCUGAACCGCCUGACCUUCGCCUCCACGCUGUCCCACCUGCGCCGAGUCAACUCUCCGAUCGGCAGAGACGGCAAGCUCGCCAAACCACGGCAGCUGCACAACACGCUGUGGGGGAUGGUGUGUCCCGCCGAGACGCCCGAGGGCCACGCGGUGGGUCUGGUAAAGAACUUGGCCCUGAUGGCCUACAUCUCCGUGGGCUCGCAGCCGUCUCCCAUCCUGGAGUUCCUGGAGGAGUGGAGCAUGGAGAACCUGGAGGAGAUCUCUCCGGCUGCCAUCGCAGAUGCCACUAAGAUCUUUGUGAACGGCUGCUGGGUGGGAAUCCACAAAGAUCCCGAACAGCUGAUGAACACGCUGAGGAAGCUCCGCAGACAGAUGGACAUCAUCGUCUCCGAGGUGUCAAUGAUCCGAGACAUCCGGGAGCGAGAGAUCAGAAUCUACACAGACGCCGGCCGGAUCUGCCGGCCGCUGCUGAUCGUAGAGAAACAGAAACUGCUGCUGAAGAGACGACACAUCGACCAGCUGAAGGAGCGCGAGUACAACAACUACAGCUGGCAGGACCUGGUGGCCAGCGGGGUGGUGGAGUACAUCGACACCCUGGAGGAGGAGACCGUGAUGCUCGCCAUGACGCCUGACGACCUGCAGGAGAAGGGCGUGGCCUACUGCUCCACAUACACACACUGUGAGAUCCACCCGUCCAUGAUCCUGGGGGUGUGUGCGUCUAUCAUCCCCUUCCCCGACCACAACCAGUCUCCCAGGAACACGUACCAGUCUGCCAUGGGGAAACAGGCCAUGGGGGUCUACAUCACCAACUUCCAUGUGCGGAUGGACACGCUGGCCCACGUGCUGUACUACCCCCAGAAACCACUGGUCACCACCCGCUCUAUGGAGUACCUGCGCUUCAGAGAGCUGCCCGCAGGGAUCAACUCCAUCGUGGCGAUCGCCUCGUACACAGGCUACAACCAGGAGGACUCUGUGAUCAUGAACCGCUCGGCCGUGGACCGGGGCUUCUUCAGGUCUGUCUUCUAUCGAUCGUACAAAGAGCAGGAGUCGAAGAAAGGCUUUGAUCAGGAGGAGAUCUUUGAGAAGCCCACACGGGAAACCUGUUCAGGUAUGAGACACGCCAUCUACGACAAGCUAGAUGACGACGGGCUGAUCGCCCCCGGCGUGCGUGUCUCCGGCGAGGACGUUAUCAUUGGGAAGACGGUGACGCUGCCGGAGAACGAUGACGAGCUGGACAGCACCAACCAGCGCUACACCAAGCGGGACUGCAGCACCUUCCUGAGGACCAGCGAGACUGGCAUCGUGGACCAGGUCAUGGUUACGCUCAACCAGGAGGGCUACAAGUUCUGCAAGAUCCGGGUUCGCUCUGUCAGGAUUCCUCAGAUUGGAGACAAGUUCGCCAGCCGACACGGACAGAAAGGAACCUGUGGGAUCCAGUACAGACAGGAGGACAUGCCAUUUACCUGCGAGGGAAUCACUCCUGACAUCAUCAUCAAUCCGCACGCCAUCCCGUCCAGAAUGACAGUCGGCCAUCUUAUCGAGUGUCUGCAGGGAAAGGUAUCUGCUAACAAAGGAGAGAUCGGCGACGCAACGCCGUUCAACGACGCCGUCAACGUGCAGAAAGUCUCCAACCUGCUGUCAGAGUACGGGUACCACCUGAGAGGAAACGAGGUCCUGUAUAACGGCUUCACAGGCAGGAAGCUGACGUCUCAGAUCUUCAUCGGCCCGACGUAUUAUCAGCGUCUGAAGCACAUGGUGGACGACAAGAUCCACUCAAGGGCCCGGGGCCCCGUCCAGAUCCUCAACAGACAGCCCAUGGAGGGACGGUCCCGGGACGGCGGUCUGCGGUUUGGGGAGAUGGAGCGGGACUGUCAGAUCGCCCACGGCGCGGCCCAGUUCCUGCGUGAGCGUCUGUUCGAGGCGUCCGACCCGUACCAGGUCCACGUGUGUAACCUGUGCGGUCUGAUGGCCAUCGCCAACACGCGCACGCACACGUACGAGUGCCGCGGCUGCCGCAACAAGACCCAGAUCUCUCUGGUGCGGAUGCCCUACGCCUGUAAGCUUCUCUUCCAGGAGUUGAUGUCCAUGAGCAUUGCUCCUCGGAUGAUGACAUCAUAGAGCGGUUUGGCCAAUCACGUGCCAGGAUUAUAAAUGUGA